AUGGAGACGCUGAGAGUGCUCUCAUCUACGCAGACGAUGAUUUCUCGGGCGACGUUCUUUCGGCCAUCAAAGAAAUGGGAGUCGUGGCCGUUCUCGGGAAGAAAGAGAGCAGCGAGAGAAUCGAACGAGAGGUUCUCAAAAUCGCUUCCGAACGGCGGAAUCCAGGUCCUUGGGUCAAACAGUGGCGAUUCCUCACCGCAGUCUUCUCCGACCUGUGACGGAGUGAGUCCCACACCUCCUCCUCUUCUCUCGCCUCGCACGGUGUCCCCACUCGCCAGCGAGCCCCCUGCACGAGCCUUCCCCCUCCCCCCAGCCCUGUCUCCGGUCCACGAAGGACUCACACAACAGCGCAAGGAGCCGCUUGUGCGAGAAGACUCUGUUUUUACCUCCGACAUCCCUGUCUCUCCUGCUUCCACCGUUGACUCUCAACAGACAACCGUUUUUGAGGAAUCGGUUGAAACACAAGAACUAAAGUCAAAACCGAGUACUACAAUGACCCAGGAAGAGAAAUCUGCCGCUGCUGGGACUAUUACCUCCGACGCAGCCUAUCCAUCAGCGGGGUAUGUGGCAUCGGAGAAACCGUUUGACAAUAACGCAGAUGAUGGAUUUACCGAGUUUCAGAGUGCUCCACUGGUAACACAUCAUCAGCGCGCAGAGUUGGUUCGUGCCGUCAGCGUGGACGACGGCUUACAGCAGGAGCAGAAGUCGUCCAACAAACGUGUUCCGCUCGGUCAAAUUGCUGUGAGCCUGUCCUUCGACGAGAGCAAGCGAAUGUCAAUGAUCUCUGUGGCCAGUGCCGACUACUACUCCAUGGACGAGGCGGGCGAAGAAGACGAAGAGGAAGACAAUAGCUCAAACUACUCUGCAGAGUUCCCAGAACUAGUGUGCACCGUGGAUUACAGCGCUCCGGUGGACCCAAACCCCACCGAAGAAGAGCAGCACAUCUUCUCCACUCCCCCCAGUUCUCCUCCGCUGUCCAUCGAAGAGCUAAAACGAGAGAAAGAGAGACGAGUGAGGGGUAGUAGCUCGUCUGAUCGUAGUACCAGCACCAGCCCUCGUCCCAAGUCCGCCAGUCCCCUGGGCCACCCGAGAAGGUCUGCGAUAGAAAACCUGUUCAGAAGGAGCUGCAGCCCGCGACCGAAAUCGGCCGGUACUACAAGCUCGUGCACUACGUCGUCGCGGGGUAGCGCGUAUGAGGAGGUGGGAGAGGGUACGCUUGUACGUCAUGGUCACUCUAGUGGCACUCCACAGGCUGGGAGCGCGUCUGACCCAAACACUUCUGAGAAUAAUCGAGAUGAAGACAAAACAACCAAAGUGGACACAAAGGACACACCAAAUAAUGAUUCUGAAGCCGUGGUAGCUGCAGAUAAUGCAAGUGUGGCCAGAGAGACGGAUUCAGCAGAAACACCCAAACCAACCCCGACAGUUGAGGCUACGGAGGAAGGAGGAGAAGAAGAAGAAGAAGAGCAGUUUGAUGAGUCCAACGAGAUGUUUGAAGAUGCCUCAGAGGACACCACGAGUCUGGAGGAAUCCUGCGAGAUGGCGGCCUCCUCAAGAAGCACUGUCUCUGUGGAGGACACGGAGAAGAAGAAGAAAGAGCCGCUGCGCAAGUCGCAGUCUGCCAACACGAGUCCAGAUAGUACUCUCAUCCACAAGAACACAUCGUCUUCCUCGCUCACCCGCAGUGCAACUGAUCUGGGGCUAAAGUCAAAGAUAAAAGUCCUCCCUGGAUUCCACACUCGCUCUCGAUCCACGACACUCAGUUUGGGAAGGGGGCCGCGUCGAAGCCUGGAGGAGGCCCCAAACCGCUCCAAAGACGAAGACUACUUCAUAAAGUUGAUACGAAAAACUGACCCAGAGGCUACCGCCGCUAAAGUGACUGCGUUUUCCGAUCAAGACUUUGCCGAUAUUCUGAGGAGCAGUCUGCGCGGGGGCAAGGUACCAAUAGUGCGGGUCGAGAGUGCAGAUGACAGGGACGACGCUAGUGCUAAGACGGCAAAUGAUGGUGGGAGGGAGGGAGAAGUGAAGGGAGAAGGAGGGAGUCAGAUUUAUCUGCAGGCGCCCCGUGACGACGAUGGAUCCCCUGAAACUGCCCCAGUGGUUCCUGAACCAGUGGAGGUCAUUAAAAUCCCUGAGGAUGUUCCUCCUAACAUGUAUCUGUACCAGGGUGUAUGUACAGAUGACCUGGCCGCCAUUCUGUGCGCCAAAGUCCACGGAGGUGACAUCAACUUUGUCAAUGUUGAUGAUGAGGGGAAAACCCCCAUGCUGAUUGCCAUAGAAAAGGUAUAUACAAUACAUAAUUAUGUCGUAAACUCUUACAAAUUGGACUCGUUUUUCAAGGGCAAAAGCGCAUCAUAUAGGCAC
Messenger RNA from Geodia barretti, 2364 nucleotides. The record is from the annotation of a GenBank genome assembly. Lineage: Eukaryota; Metazoa; Porifera; Demospongiae; Tetractinellida; Geodiidae.